Molecule: messenger RNA, 1878 nt
Organism: Colletotrichum karsti
Lineage: Eukaryota; Fungi; Ascomycota; Sordariomycetes; Glomerellales; Glomerellaceae
Exons: 5
Coding region: 1-1878 (625 amino acids)
Source: RefSeq, a predicted model, not a curated record
AUGCAAACCGACGAUUCAGCAUCCCUCGCCACGCUAGUCGACAGUUCCUCUGUUCUAUCAGAAGAGGAUGACCUCUUAGAUCAGCAAAUACCCAGCCCUACCGAGGACAGCGAUACCACGUCUUCUGCCACCUUGGUAUCCACCGGCGAUAACAAAUGCGACUCUCUUCUCCCCCAGGGGUCCGAACUGUCUGAGAGCAUUCACGAUGACCAACCUCAGCUUCUUUCCGAAGAUCGCCUUGCAAUCGCCGGCAUCGACCUGGGCAGUGCUGUCACUCGCGUGACUCUUGCUCACACGGCGCGUCGUGCCUAUUGCGACGUCGAUUGUCCUCCCGGUUUCGCCAAAGACCACGCUUCCUUUGAAUUCCCAGCAGUAGCUGAUGUCAACACCGAAAAAAUGGGGCACGAUGCACUGGUCGCUGGCAUUCCGAUCAAAACCUUGAUGUACGAGUUGGUGCGUCUAGAAGAUCCCUCACCUCGCAAUGACGUAAACGUCUACGUGGGCGUCAAUUUCCGUCUACUCAGGGAUCGCGGGGUACCCGAUGCCAGCAUGUCAGUUCUUCGGGACAAAGGCAGAAUUCGGCAGCUUGUCGUCGAAUACUUCAAGAAGAUCAGACAUUCCAUGAUGAUCUGUUGCACGAGAGAGAAACUCUUUUACGAAUCCGUCGCCAUUACCAUUUCUGCAAUCUGGAAUACGACGCAUUUCAAGCGGUUGUUCAUGGAAAUCCUGAUAGACGUUUUCCCGUUUAUCCCGAGACGUAACAUCUUUUUGGUACCCAAGGCCGAAGCAAUCGGGUGCGUAAUUACCAACGGAAUCACCAUGGACCAAGUACGAGACCCUCGUAAUGAAUUCCCGCUUCCCGAUGAAAUCAUGGUCAUUAAUUUCGGUAGGCAUGCCCUCCAUGGCACCAGGCUCACCCUGGUGUGGAAUGACACCGAGCAGCAUCGGGUCAAUUCCAAUGCUGACUUCUUCGCUUCCAAGAAGUCCUGGGGAAUGUUGGGUGGCAUAGAAGUCUACGCGCAAACCAUCGAAGAGGCCAUUCGUGACCCAGUCACCGGUAACCCAGCUAUCGUCAACCACCCGAAGAAGGAGGAGUAUGUCGCCGAGUUGAUGACAGAUUUCAGAAGAAAGUAUCCGUACCUUGGAAGGACCCCUUUCACCCUGAACAGCAGUGGAGGCAACUGGGAUUCCAAGAUGCUAGCUCCUCAUCUUUGGGAUACCGCCUUCAGACAACCGCUUGAAUUUGUUCACCAGCAGAUGAGGGAAAGAGAGAGAACGGGUCUUCCUACUAUCGUGUCCCUCACCGGCAGCAGUUAUCGAAACAACGCCGUGUUGGCAGCGACCUUGGCUGUGGUCAGGAGCCACGCAAAGUACGGGUGGACGCACUUUACACCCUUUGACGAUGGAAGACUUCUGGCCGUCCGGGGCGCGGCUUGGGCUGUGCGCGAGCGCAAAGAUGUUCGCACCUUUUGUGACACCAGCAGACUGGAAUUAUCGUAUUUCUGGAUCAAGGAACCCCAUAAGCGCUGGUCGCAGUGGUGGUCCAAGCAGGUAACAACACUCACAUUCUACAGAGACUCAUUCCUCUGCUUAGCUUGCGAGCCGUAUGCUUCCCCCCCGAGAAAGACCGUAUACGAACUCGCCCAGCUCGGCCAUCGUCACAAGGGCAAAUACGUAUUCCGACGUGUAGUUCGUUUUGAUGAGGAAAAACAACAGCACACCCUCGUGCUCGAGGAAUCUGAGUUGGACAGGAAAACAGGGGAAAUGGUGUCCCGCGUGGAGUGGGUUAUUCCCAUGUACUAUGACGUGGGCCGGCGAACACCCUUACUCGAUGACUUCGACUUCGAUUUGGGACAACUUGACCACCAAGCCAAGUAA